GCUAGUUAUAGUAUUCGUCGUUACAUUUGUUCGGCCGGCAAUAUGGUUCGGGCAAAUAAUAUGUAAUUGGAGGAAUUCCUUAAAUAUUUCAGACGCUGUCUUCAUUUAGAAUAUUUUAAAUAGAAGCAAUUGAUUCGACUUUUUUACGUAUGACCUAAAAAAUCAGUUUUUACCAAUCCUCUCAAUCCUGCUCCUUCCUUUCGUACUGUUAAUCCUUGCAUCGUAAAUGGUUGAUGCACGCAUUACGGAUGAGUGGGAUAAUGAAGGUGAAUUGGAAUUGGCCCAAGAUUUUGAAGUUAUUGAUCUGAACGACUUUGGUUCAGGUUAUGGUUGCGUUUCGGAAGCAGAUGACUCAACAUAUAUUUCUUCUUUUCUUAACAGUCUUGUGACGGAUGAGACUCUUUAUUCACGAUAUCUGAAUGGGAUUAUCAGUUUUGAUGAUUUGAUGCGUGAAAUGCACCAUUCUACCGCCCUAGACAAUGAUUCUUGUCGGAGUAGUGAUUCAGACUGUUCUAGUAAAGACAACGAACCUGAUUAUAUCGCACGAACAAGGAGAUCCACAAGACGACAAGGUUGUGAUACGAUUGGGAAGAAAAAACCAAAAUUAAGAGGACCACUUAUUUCUAAACGUGCUCGCUUACCGAUUGAAUUAGCACAGUAUCUUGGAGAAGCUGAAAGACAUUUGAACAAUGAUGAAUUUGAACAUGCUGAACGUAUUUGCCAUCAGAUCAUUGAUACAGCUCCCCAAGCUUCCCAACCGUACAUUGUUCUGGCCGAAAUUAGUUUCCGUCGUGGGAACCAAGAAAAAGCCAAAGAGUUUUUGUAUCAAGCUGCUCAGCGAAACCCAUCUGAUAAAAAUACAUGGCUCACUCUAGUGGACUGGGCUGAAGAGGCUGAAGAUUUCCCUCUUGCUAUACAUUAUGCACGACAGGCUCUUCGUAGAAAUCGAACCGAUAUGUCGUUACGCCAGCGUCUUAUCGACCUAUGUCAUACAGCUGGUCGAAGCAGAGAGGCAUUACAGCUACGUUUGAUUGCUCUUUCAGUUACCCCGGAGCAUACGGGUGAAAAACAAUUUGAAGUUGCUCGAGACCUAGCUAAUCAAUUUUUCAAACUCCUUGACCCUCAGAACUCAGUGAAAGCUUAUGAAAGUGCUUUCGAACAAUACCCUGAUCACGGAACAGAUGAUGAUCGAAACUCUGCCCUUUCAAUUAUGCUUCAAAUGAGGCGUUAUGACCAAGCGCUUAAGUUUUUCACCUCCUUCUGUGGUGUCAAAUUGUACUUAAACUCUGGAGAUUUAUUUGACAUGGACAGACAUUCAUCCAAGUUGGAAUCUGUGAAGAAAUUUCAAAGAUGUGAAUUGCCUGAUAAUAUGGCCGUUGAGUUACAGUUGAAAUUAUUUCUUAUUUUUGCGCAUCUCGGACUUGGUCAAUUAGUUGUGUCCCGUGUUGAAUCAACGUAUACAAAUGAAAAUAUUACAAAAUAUUCUAAUUGGCUUUUGGAUAUAGUGGUAGCUUAUAAAGAGAAGAAUUUGUACUCCACAGCUAUUCAGCUAAUUUUGAAACUCAAAAAAUCAAAUGUUACUUGUAAGCUGGUACAAAUUUGGACAUUAUUGGCUGAAUGUUAUUUAGAAGAAGGUGAAACGGAGAAUGCCAUCAAAGCUUAUCGUCAUGUCACAGAAAAUCUUGAUCCGCGGCAUACUGGUGCACGCCUAGGUCUUGUAAAUCUUCUUCGACGUCUUGGCAGAAAUCAGGAAGCCUUGAAUUUUCUAAAUCCCUCAGAUUUAGUCCAGAAGGGUGUUAAGCCUGAAAUAUCUUUAACUGAACAGUGUGAUCUAAUUGUCCAACGAAGAGAAAAAUCUCCACUGAAAGCCGGUCAUAGAUCAACGUUUAAAUCACCCACAACUGGCUUACAACGAACUCCAGUUGGUGGGGAUGUUGAUAGUGAUGAAUGUUCUCUCGAAAAGGUUUCCCUAAAUAAUGACUGGCUCGAUGCAUCUGCUAAUCUUGUCUCCCGUGAUCAUGUGGCGUACAGAUUAGCCUAUGAACGUUGUCGAAUGCUUGAUACACCAGAAACUGUAGAUUCAUUUUUAGAAGAAGCUUGGGCUCUGUUGUUUAGUGAUGUAACACGUGUUUGCGGACUUAGGUUUACUCAACUUGCCCUAACUCUUGAUAGUGAACAACAUCGAAAAUUAGUGAUUGAUCGACUAGCUUCUGUCGCUCCUGCAUUAACUGAUACACUAUCUGACCAGAUAGACGCUGGACGUUCAGAAACAAAUGGUGUAAGCAGCUCAGAUAUUUGGGGAUUAUUUUUGCGCGUCGUGGAUGUGCUACGAGCUCGCUUGCCAAAAUCCUUGCCUCAACUGGAAACAGCUACUGCAUGGGCUUCUUUAUUACCUCAUGUUCAAGGUAAUGAUUUGCGUCGGUUAGCUGCGAGUCAUCUUUUAAUUAGUUCCUCACUUAUUGCACGCCAUGGCACACCAGCAUUUUUAGAACUACGAAAAAUACAAAAACAGUGGAGUGAAUACAAUCAAUAUUGGAAUGUGAUGAAUCUAGCAAUCACUCUUUCACGUGAUUUUAAACACUGUCGAUUUUUGGAUCGUUUGGUUACCAAAGAUAGUUUAAAUUUGGCUAUUGGUACAAUUGCUAGCAGUGACACUUUGGUUCGAGGUUCAUAUCGUUAUGCUAUUGCUCGAUUAAUCAAUAUGAGAGAGAAAUAUCCGGAUGAUGCACUUCUUGCUUUACUACUUGCUGUUGGUUUUCUAAGUAUGUCCAUGCAGAAGCAUAUUGGUUCACGUCAUCUUGCUAUUUUACAAGCUGUUGGUUUUCUUGGGGAAUAUAAACGUUUACGUGGUGAUUGCCAGGAAGUUUACUACAAUAUAGCACGUGCUUGUCACCAACUUUUAAUCACUCAUAUGGCUAUUCAUUAUUAUGAAAAAGUCCUUGCUAUGGAGCCUAUUGGAAAUACUCCUGAAGAGAAAUCCGUUACUAAUCUCCAUAAAGAAGCUGCUUUUAAUUUAGCUCUUCUUUAUCGAACAAACGGAAACCCAACUCUGGCUUGUCAUAUACUUCAAAAAUAUAUUGUUAUUUAA
Messenger RNA from Schistosoma turkestanicum, 3088 nucleotides. Lineage: Eukaryota; Metazoa; Platyhelminthes; Trematoda; Strigeidida; Schistosomatidae. The record is from the annotation of a GenBank genome assembly.